This is a messenger RNA of Branchiostoma floridae (Florida lancelet), 3076 nucleotides long. RefSeq lists its product as uncharacterized. The transcript is spliced from 17 exons. Lineage: Eukaryota; Metazoa; Chordata; Leptocardii; Amphioxiformes; Branchiostomatidae. The record is from RefSeq and is a predicted model, not a curated record. Bases 115 to 2352 code for a protein of 745 amino acids.
UGUCCCCAGGUGUGCGCAUACCUGUGUGGUGUUUGUGUUUGGUGGGUGUUUUGGUGCGAGUUUGGGCAGUUUUGGUUAAUUUGUAACAAUUCCAACGGGAAGAUCGCCAUCAGAAUGAGUUCUACUACACCAGAAUGGCUUGAGGACUGCAAACAUCAUGUCACAGAGACCAGCGAAUGGAAGAGCUUCACUGUGGAGCUGUUUGAUGCAGUACAGCAGCAGCUGACAGAGAGUCAUGUGAAGUACUUCAGUGAUCUGUCAGAAGCUGAAAAGGAACUCUUCAUGGAGAGGGCUGUCAGGGCCAUUCAGCAUGGUUCCUCCUUCACCACCCUGAAUGCCCAGGUGUCUAAGAUGCUGGACAUGGCUCUCAACAACGAGGUGGCCCGAGAGCUCCUGGAGGACCAUCCGGUCAACACCAAGUCCGACCUGGUGCUGGGCCACGCGCGGGAUGGAGCGGUCAGUCUUCUGCAGCGGUGGCCGGACAUGAGGGACAAGUUACACCUGUGUCUGAACCAGCCCCUCCCCCCUACACUCAGGCAGCUGGCAUGGAAACUACAUCUCAGGAACUCCAAAUUGCGCAGACAGUAUGCCACUGCUGUGAAGACUGAGUCCCCCUCGCUGAAGUCACCAUGGCACAGAGAGAUUUGUCAGAAGUGUGAAGACAUCUUGCAGUCCGAGCCAACCUUCAAACCUCUGGCAAAUCAUUAUGGUGUGCUGACUGCAAUGCAGUCUGUCCUGUCCUACUACCACGCCAGUCUCCAGACAGCCUCCACCCUGCCUGACAUGGACUACCUGUUACUGGUACCGUUCCUGGCUGUCACACAGAACACACUGUCCGGGGACUCCGCGGCUGGGGACAACGUUAAAGCACUACUGGUGGAGGAGUUUAUCACAUACAUGGCACAGCGACCUGGGUACAUGAGGGAGUCAGGGGUGAGGGAAAGUCAUGGCCAUCUUCAUAUGUUUUAUUUUAUUUCACCAUAUUUUAAGGACUUCAGUGAUGAGAAGCUGGUGUUUGCAGACACUGUAGCUGACUUGCUGAAGCAGCAUGAUGACCACCUAGCAACUGCCAUCAGUACUGCAUUUGCCACAGAAAAGGUAACUCCCAGUCGUACCAGCCUGGAGGAAGGCCUGCAGACACUUCUGCAGCCGCUUCUAAGGGUCAUGUUUGUAGGAUAUCUCCAAAUGGACUGUCUCCUGUAUAUUUGGGACCAGUAUAUCAUCGGACUAGAUGUCCCAGCCUACCAGGUUCUCCCCACCAUCUCUACUGUACUUCUCAUGCUACUCAGGGAACAUUUCUUCAAGUGCAAGAAUUCUCACCAGAUGGAACAGGUUUUGACCAGUCACAGCCGGAAGCUUCACAUGCACCAGUUCCAGUACGAGAUCAACAAGAGGUUCUACAGGACUCUACACGCUCAGAUUCACAAGGAUGACAAGUCUACCAUGCCUGUGCUCGAUCCUACACAAAGUGUAGGGAUGCCCCCUCCAUGGACACACUGGUCAGUAGAGAAGCUCCCUCCCAGACAGAAGGCCCACGAUCGCAGACAGGCGAGAGAGGAGAGGGAGGCACAGAGACUCAGAUUUGUUGAACAGCAAAAGGCAGAAGGGGAGAUGAAGCAGGAAGAUGAACUUGCCAGAAAAAGGGAGGAGGAGAGGCAGCUAGAGCUAGCACUGGAGCAGUCCCGUCGUCAGCAGGACCAGGAGAGACUGGCACUGGAACAGGAGCUGGAUGCGGAGAGACAGGCGAGAUAUGAGCUACAGAAGCGAGCUGAUGACCAGAUCGCCAUGUUACAGAAACAGAUCGACGAUCUUAAGAGGAUGAAAGAUACCAAACCUAAAUCUGCAGCGCCAUCAGAGACUCUAUCAGCAAUCAGUUUGAAGGCUCCGCCCCCUUCAGCUGCCACUCACGUGACCAGGACCUGGCCAGUCGCCCCCUCUCCUGCCAGGUCAGAGCCCUCCCGACCCCCCGGGACACCAGAUGCAGUCAAGGCUGAGACUAUCAUGCGAGACUUAGUCGGGCGGAUCAUGCAAGGAACCAACUUCCUGGCACAUGGUACAGGUGAUGAGAAGGAUACCUUGGACCAACAGACCAGACAAAGUCUGCAGGCUUACAACAAGGAUCGCAGGGAGGCAGAGAUUGAGAUAUUUGGACGUCGAAUCAGCUCACGUGACUGGAACAGUAUGGCAUCCGGUGAGCGUACAGACACCCAGGGGAGACUAGCGGAUGCUGUUCGAAGGAAAGUAGAACAACGACACGGCACCAACAGUGGACACAACAACAAAAGUCGCCAUGGCACCAACAACAGUCGGCAUGGCAACAACAGUCGACACAGCACCAAUAGUCGACACUAGCCACUGGCUAAUUUUUUUACAAAUGAUUUUAAGUUGUUGUGCCUUUAAUUUAUAUAUUGUAUAUGUGUUGUAAAAAGUUGCAGAUACAUGCAUAUGUUAGAAUGUGCUUUUGUAUAAACCUUGAUAGAUACAUCCCUAAAAGUUUAAUUGCAAUGCAAUAUGAUGUUAUCAAAUACUUAUUGCUGUUUUUCAUAUUUUUGUCUCUGUUGUGCUGUCCUUGUAUAUUGAACGGUAUGUCAUUGUGUAAUAAGUCCCAUAUUUUAAAUGUACCUUAAUUGUGCCUUUUACUAUGCAAUAAUUCAAGUCGCUGUAUCAAUAUAUAUGUUUCAUUACUAAAUACUAUUCAAGUCACUGUACCAAUACAUAAUGUUUAAUUGUAAAGUUACUGUGUGAAUAUUGUUACAACAAGCAAUAAACUAUUAUAUAGCACUCACUCCUAGGGCUAUUGUUACCCUGUUGCUUACUAGUAAUAUGCAACUACCAGUACAUCGAUUGUCUCAGCAUAUUGUGGUCAAAAUAUCUAAUAGAUAUUUCAGUAGAGGGUGUCUAUAAACAUGUAAUGUGUCUGUCAUGAAUUGUGAAAUACGCUCUCAGUUUAAUAUCUCCGUAACCUCUUACCAUGUUUCCCCAACUGGCUUUCUUCAGAAAUGUCCAUGUGUUUUAGACACUUCAAGGUUUCACUUCAAUGCCCAAGACACAAUAAUAAACAUUCCUGUCUACACUA